UCGCUCUUGCCUGAGGGGGGCGGGAGGUCUCGGGGACUGCCCCAGCCACUGCCCGCUCUGCCUCGGCCGCCGCCGCCGCCGCCGCUGGGGGUGUGUGUCCUGCCCGGGGGUGGCGCGGGACAUGGCGAGCUCGGCUAAUACAAACCCCGUGCCUAAACUGUAUAGGUCUGUGAUUGAAGAUGUAAUUAAUGAUGUCCGAGAAGUCUUUCUGAAUGAUAGUGUUGAUGAGCAAGUCCUUGUGGAACUAAAAACACUGUGGGAAAACAAACUGCUGCAGUCCAAGGCUGUAGAUGGAUUUCAUUCAGAGGAACAGCAGCUUUUGUUGCAAGUGCAGCAGCAGCAGCAACAGCAACAGCAGCAUUCUCAUCACCAUCACCCACAGCCACAGCCAGCAGUUCAGCAGCAGUCCCAGGCACAACAAGUCCUUAUUCCUGCAACCCAGCAAGCACCUCAACAGCAAGUUAUUGUGCCUGAUUCCAAAUUGAUACAGCACAUGAAUGCAUCAGGCAUGAGUGCUGCUGCUACUGCAGCCACCUUGGCUUUGCCUGCUGGUGUUACUCCUGUUCAGCAGAUAAUCACAAAUUCAGGCCAAAUACUACAGGUGGUUAGAACUGCCAAUGGAGCUCAAUACAUCAUUCAGCCCCAGCAGCAAGUGGUUCUACAGCAACAGGUUAUACCACAGAUGCAGCCUGGUGGAGUGCAGUCUCCUGUUAUUCAGCAAGUUUUGGCUCCCAUUCCUGGUGGAAUUUCACAGCAGACUGGAGUGAUUAUUCAGCCUCAGCAAAUCUUAUUUACAGGAAACAAAACGCAGGUCAUACCUACAACAGUGGCUGCACCAACACCCCCACAAGCACAGAUUCCUGCAACAGGUCAGCAACAACCUCAACAGCAACCGACACAGUCACAGGCACCUUUAGUGCUGCAGGUAGAUGGAGCAGGUGACACAUCAUCUGAAGAAGAUGAAGAAGAAGAAGAAGAUUAUGAUGAUGAUGAUGAAGAAUACAAAGAAAAAGAUGGAGGUGAAGAUGGCCAAGUUGAAGAGGAGCCUCUCAAUAGUGAAGAUGAUGUGAGUGAUGAAGAAGGGCAGGAACUAUUUGACACAGAGAAUGUUGUUGUAUGCCAGUAUGACAAGAUUCAUAGAAGUAAGAACAAAUGGAAGUUUCACCUCAAAGAUGGAAUCAUGAAUCUUAAUGGAAGAGAUUAUGUAUUUUCCAAAGCCAUUGGAGAUGCAGAAUGGUAAACUUUCUUACACAAAACAAAAACUCAAAGUGAAAGCACGAAAAGUUGAGACUCGGACAUACACUUCAACAGAAAUAUGUAUCUGGACACCAGAAAGAAAUAGUAGAACUGAGACUACUACCCUAGAACAAAAGAAAAGCAUGAUGAUGUUGACACUACUUCAAAUGGGAAAGCUGAGGCAUUGGUGCAGCUAGCUAUGCCCAGAAGCUGGUUUUGUAUUAAUACCUUAAUUAACCACUUCUACCUAUAGAUAAAGGUAACUAGCAUGUAAUGCUUAAUCCCCCCUUCCACUGAUUUGGAGGAACUCUUCUUUUUGGUAACAGUACUAUGGAAAAAGCUUAGUGUGUCUUUGUGUAUAAUUUGUGCUGCACCAUUCCCUUUGGGAGUGGGGUUGGUAAGAAUCUUGCUUAAACUGUGUGCAAGUUUCUAACCAAUUGGUAAGGACUGAAGCAUUGAGUUCUAAUUACCUUGUAUGAGUAAACUAUUUUUAAAUCUCUUGUGCUGGGUCAUGCAUAAUUUUAUCUACAGUUUUGGGCCUUUUAUAUGAAUUUUGAUCCUGGUACCAAAAGAUCUCAUUUGUAUUUCAAAUGUAUUAAGUCUAAAUCUUCCUUUUAAAAGGAUGUAGUACUUUAAAGGGGCCUACAGAUGGAAGCUGUGUGAUGUCUCAGUCUCCCUGUUCUCUUUGAAAAGGUCCUUAAAGGAGGAUUGAACAAAGUUAGUAGUCUGUUUGUGUGCUGAAUUGCUAGUCAGAAAUCAGUCUUUUAAAAAUUCCACUGGUUAACUUAAUGUAUAUUUCUAUUGCCAAGUAAAUGUGCACUGCUGGUGAUGAGAUCAGAGGUUAUCGGUGACUAUGCAUUUUGGUCUACUGCAUGGAAAGAGCUUCCAGUUUUCUUUUCAGUGAUUGAGAAAAAGAAUUGACUAUAUUGAACAAAAUCACACUUGCUCUAAGAAUUCAAAAAGUAAUAAUUUCAAUAGCAAGUAGUUGCUGUUGAAGAAAUUUUUCUCUGUAGCAACAGUUUUUGAAAAUCAGGCAUUCAGGAAUGCAGUUGAGGAAGGGGGAGGGCUGAAAUGUAGCCAUAUUAAGGAAGAUGGUUUAUAAUUACAGGAUAUGCAUUCAUGCCAGCCAACCAGCUGAAAGCAGUGCAAGCCAGGAAAGUGUGAGUUCACAAAUGGGGACUGAUGGCAGCAGUUAACUGUUUGCCCCAUUUCUAAUACUUCUAUUCUUGUGGAAAAUAAAACUUCUGGAGUAUUUUUAUUAAACAAAAUUGCAAGUGCAUUUAAUCAGCAACUAAGUACUAAUUCAUUUCUUCCCUUCCCAAACCAUGUUGUUUGUAUUUUAAUUCAAAUGCAUCAGUUUCUGCUUGCAGUAAAUCUUUAGAACCUUGCAGUGAGCAGUUAGGUUAUGCUACUCCCAACUUGUUGCUAAAGCCAGCCAAAUUUGUUGAUUUUGUUGUUUAGUGACAUUUGUAAAACAUCUGAAUUUUUGUACUACAUAAACAUAGUUAGGCAUUUCACUUUCUGUUCAUCUUCAUUGUUUUCUGAUCCUGCAAACUUGUGUGGGUGCAGUUUUGGCUCUGGACUUGAAAAUGUGCGUAAGUAGAUAAAUUCUCUGGGUAAAAUCCAAAUUCUACUUAAGAUAGAACAGACCCACUGAAAUGGAUUGUUCUAAGUAAGAUGUAUGUUGGAUUUUCCUAAUGUAGAAAAGUUUUAAAGAAACACACCACUACUUUACAUGCCAUGUUUGUGACUACAUUGAGAUCAACUGUCAUUUUCCCUUGCAUUCUUCUGUAUCUCGUGGCCUGUUCACAGUAUAUCCUGGCCUUCUAGCUUGAUUUAGUACAGACUUAAAACAGAAAUACCACACUGUGAAACCCAACCAGGCUACAGUUUUUUAAUCAUCAUGCACACUGAAUAGCUGCUUGUCUGUAGCCUUUUUACUUUAGAGGAUACCACAGCUUUAAAAGUGACUUAUAGAUAGGUCUAUAUGGAAGCAAAUUAAUUUUAGAUAUGCUUUGGUUGAUGAGGGUAUUAACAAAAGGACCUGUGAAGUUCUUCUGAAAGCCAGUCACAUACCAAACUUGUGCUCUUACUUGCUUCAAGUGUUCCUUUUUUAAAUCAAAAAGCAUGUUUUUAAUUUCAUUUUAUUGUAGCAGCUUGCUGUAAGAAUAGUUUGCUUACACUUAUUAUUGUACUUGAAUUUUAAUCAUGGUUUUAACUGUAAUUGAACAAACCAUUUUGUUAGGUUUGCAUUGAAAUUAUCAUUCCUUUUGUGGGAGGGCUAGAGAUUCCCAUGGUUAGUCCUUAAACUUUACAUAGAGUUGAUUUUUUCUUUUCCUUUGGUGUAGACUUGGAAUUUUCAUUUAAAUAGUUCAGUAUCUACUUUUGAAGCAAUUAACGGUUUGCAAGAAGGGCUUAUGUUUAGAUUUGCACAGAUAACAGGAGCACCUUUUAACUUUAAUAUGAGAAAAUGCAGAAAGCAACUAAAUACUGAUCAGGCUAAGGAGAGAUUUUCAGAGUAACUACACAAAAGUCAGAGUCUUGUGCCUUUGCAAUCUUCAGAUAUUCCUGCUUUGUGUUAAUAAUGAUAUCUAGGACCAUUGGAUUUACUUGGCAGAUUUUCUACAGAGCUUUCAUUUGUGACUUAACAUCAUACUGGCUUUCUAGAACGUGCAAUCAUUUGAAACAUCUACAUUAAAUGUUGAGGUUUUAGAUACUGUCACAAAGAACUUUAUAUUGGACUAUUUAAAUUUUAUGUGUAAGGUGUUCCCCACCACCACCACCCUGCUCUGUGUCUAGCAGCAAUCCAAGUUUCCAUCUCCCUUGUUUUUUCUCAUCAGACAUCUCUCUGGAAGUUGAUCAUGAUUUCAUGAAAACAGAUAUUGUGCUUGCUGUAUUCUCAAGGGGAUAAAACUUGUGAUUGAAGCACAGUUGCUAGAAAUAGCAAAGAACAUGUAGCAAUUGAUAUAACCAGACUUGCAGAAAUGCCAUUUUUAAAAUAGUAUUAGUACCACUGGGUUUUUCAUUUCUGGUUUAUUUACAUCAAACAGCAAUAAUAUCCCCAUCAAAUUACUUCUUUGUAAAACUGUAGUUCCAGUGCAGGAGAAAAAAAAUAGCCAUUUCAUAUGAACAAAAUAGAAUUUCUGCUUGAAAAAGUUAUCUUGGUCUUGAUGUUUGCAGAAAUCAGCAAAUAAGAUAGCAGUUUAUUUCAGUACAGCAGACUUUUCUGUUCUGCCUUAAAUGUGGUUUAAAGUUGAAAGGAGAAGAGAUUUUACUUCAGAGUUAAAAUGUUAAAAUCUCUUGGGUGUUUAUCUUACCACAUUUUUGAAUGGGUCAGGCAUAUUGAGAAAUCAAGCAUUUUGCUUCUCUAUGACAAGACUUGUUUACUAUGAUCACAUUGUGAAUUAGAGCAAAGGAUAAUUUUUUUGAGUAGAAUAAUAAUUGCAGGCUAUCCACAUAUGGGAACAUCGCACAUUCAUUUGCUCCUGUGUGCCUAGGGUACCAAAACAAUUUAGGGGAGUGGAAAAUAUCCUUAGUUGCUGUUCUGAGCUACUAUUGUCAACUGCUGUUGUACAUAUACUGUUAUGUGUAAGGGGGUAAAUAUAUUUAUUAUGUUUGUAAAAUUCAGUCUGUACAAUUGAAGAUCAAGGAUGCUCUUCCUGGAAUGUACAGGAUGUGUUUCAAAGGCCAUGCUUGGAAUACAAUUAGAAAACUUAGUAUUUUGAUGUACUAAGACCUAUUUUAAGUUUAAUAUUUUGCCUUUGCAAAAAAAUUAAAGAUGUUAUUUAAAAUAAGCUUGCCAUUUUUAUUUACUAUUUUGUGUAUUAAAAUAUCCUUAUGUGCAA
Messenger RNA from Varanus komodoensis (Komodo dragon), 5081 nucleotides. RefSeq names its product general transcription factor IIA subunit 1 (gene GTF2A1). NCBI's taxonomy places the organism in Eukaryota, Metazoa, Chordata, Lepidosauria, Squamata, Varanidae. Gene Ontology annotation, cellular component: transcription factor TFIIA complex. The transcript is spliced from 9 exons. Bases 122 to 1240 code for a protein of 372 amino acids. Gene Ontology annotation, biological process: transcription initiation at RNA polymerase II promoter; transcription by RNA polymerase II. The record is from RefSeq and is a predicted model, not a curated record.